This is a messenger RNA of Kwoniella shivajii, 1716 nucleotides long. RefSeq lists its product as uncharacterized. The coding region runs from base 1 to 1716 and encodes 571 amino acids. The transcript has 8 exons. Gene Ontology annotation, molecular function: zinc ion binding; DNA-binding transcription factor activity, RNA polymerase II-specific. Gene Ontology annotation, biological process: regulation of transcription by RNA polymerase II. Lineage: Eukaryota; Fungi; Basidiomycota; Tremellomycetes; Tremellales; Cryptococcaceae. The record is from RefSeq and is a predicted model, not a curated record.
AUGCAUGAACCUCAAAUUGCCCCCGACGAGGAACGCACAGUCAGACAGAGAAGGCAUCAUCGUCGUUCCAGGAACGGUUGUCAGCAUUGCAAAGCUAGGAGAAUCAGAUGUGAUGAGAAGAAACCCGUUUGUGGAGGUUGUUGCAGGAGACAAGUAGACCACUUGUGCGUCUACCCUUCAUGGAUAGAGGAAGCUCCGGCAGUAUAUGCUACUGCCUCAACAAGCUCCUCCAUCUCACAACCUCAUCCCUCAUCACACCAAUCAACGCCGAGAGUCGACGGGCAAUACUCCAGCAUCGCCGCGUCUCCUGGUAUCAUCAGAAAUCUCGAUCUUCUGGAAUCAUUCCCACCAACCCAACUCGAUGAAUUGCUUGACGUUACUUCAGGCUGGAUGACCGACGAACUUUCGCAAAUAGCUGCAGCAUUGAACAAACAGCAGACUGCCCUUACUCAGAACGUGUAUACAACUUCACCAUAUGAAUGGUCGUCUUCCCGAAUAGUACAGCAGCCAGAUCCUCUUAUCGCUUAUUUCCCUUCCGUAGAACAGCGACACCUGUUUCGUCACUUCCUCGCAGAAACUGUUCCUUUUCUUGUUGUUGUUCCUACAUCUCCAGCCAAGAACCCUUGGCACACUCACACGGUCAGCCUCGCUUUGGGGAAACCGUUCGGACAGGAUGUUUACCACGACGCAUUCCGGACGGCUCUCAUAUCUCUUGCGUCAUUCGAUCUCGGAAUGAAAUGCAAUACGUCCCUUCGACAUUCUGACGAUAACGCAAUGUAUUCGCUCAGCUAUGAUCAGAGAGCCGUCGCUUUAGAGUUGAUCGGAUUAGGGGAAGGACUUGCCGAGAAAGACAAGGAUGCUACUGAUCUGACCUUGGCGACUGCACUCGCUUUAGCCAUACGCGAUAGACUGGCGGGAUUGCAGGACUGGGAGCGGCCCAUCGCAUUAGGAGUAAAAGCUAUCAUGGCGCAAGAUGGUCCUGCGGUAUAUAUCGCCAAGAAUCCGACCCAUCAAAGACGGAUGUAUGACAAACUGGGUACCUCCCAAGAUUGUUUCUUGGGACAACGAGUGGCUGGAUUGGGAGGGCGAGAACGGUCCGCCUUGCAAUUCUGUGCACGAAGCAUAAUGUUGAGCGACGAAUAUUGUGUCAUUGAACGGACACGACGUGGAAACUUGAGAUACGGCUAUACUUCGAUAAAUUCCGCCGUUGAAUUGAAAAAAUUGGUACUGUCACAACGAAGAGACGGGUUGCUGCGGGAAGUUCACACCUUGCAAUCUAGAGCUCUGCUUUCCUCGACGACAACUCGGGCCAUACAAGGAGUGUCUUGCCUCCUCAUUUGCAUGGAGAUCGUUCUCAUUACGGCCGACGGAGAGUCUCUGAACAUUGACGCUAUCCAGCCAAAAGUGCGCGUGGUUCUUGACACGGUGGAUGAGGCUUUCUUGAAAGGAACAUACACUGGGUACGUUUCGAGAGAUGACGAAUCCCUGCUAAUCGAUAGGUUUCUGCUGCCUCUGGUUUGGAUGGCCAUAUGUGCUGCAUCUGACAACAAAGAGCGGAUCAAGAGAUUAUUCUCCAAGCUUCAACUUAAUUGCCAUCUUGAUCCAAGCCUGAUGAAACGGUUGAUGCAUUUUAAUUGGUCGGACUACGCUACUGCAAGCAUGGAUACGUGGAUUGAAGUCAUGAGGAGCACCGGGACUUAUGUCCCGCUCUUUUGA